This is a messenger RNA of Osmerus eperlanus (European smelt), 1269 nucleotides long. RefSeq lists its product as uncharacterized. The record is from RefSeq and is a predicted model, not a curated record. Lineage: Eukaryota; Metazoa; Chordata; Actinopteri; Osmeriformes; Osmeridae. Bases 301 to 948 code for a protein of 215 amino acids. The transcript is spliced from 2 exons.
AAAUACCUGGGUACACCCAUUAUUAACAUGGAGAGGAGCACUUGGGGAGUUCCACUGCCUGGUUCAGGAGCUAAAACUGUACCACAGCCGCUUCAAAGCGUACUUCAGGAUGUCCGUUGGAAAAUUUGAAACACUGCUGCAACAGCUGGCACCAUCUUGAAGAAGCAGACGACUAAUUUCAGAAAGCCAAUUGACCCAGAGCAGCGGCUAGCCUUAUGUCUGAGAUUUCUAAGCACUGGUGAUAGUUAAACCACAAUUGCAGCAAGUUUUCGUUUAGGUAGCUCAACAGUGGCACCAAUAAUGAGGGGAACCUGCAAUGCCAUCUGGGAAGUCCUGAAAGAAGACUACCUGCCAUGUCCAAAUAAGGAUCUGUGGAUGAAUACUGCGAGGAGAUUUGAAGAGCGAUGGAACUUUCCACAUUGCAUAGGUGCACUGGAUGGGAAGCACAUUGUGAUCCAGGCACCUCCCAACUCAGGAUCACAAUUCCAUAAUUAUAAUGCCACCUUCUCAGUAGUCUUGCUUGCCCUGGUAGAUGCAGACUACCGAUUUCUGGCUGUUGAUGUUGGAGGUUUUGGCAGCAACAGCAACGGAGGCAUCUUUGCCAACUCUCAACUUGGCAAAGCCCUCCAGGCAGGUGACCUUGAUGUCCCCCCACCAGCUCUCUUACCUUCUGCACCAGAGUUGGGACAUGUUCCAUAUGUGGUUGUGGCUGACGAGGCCUUCCCAAUGAAGCCCUACCUCCUCCGGCCUUAUCCAGGGCGACACCUUCAAGAGGACAUGAGAGUCUUCAAUUACCGUCUCUCAAGAGCACGCCGUAUAGUGGAGAACUGUUUUGGCAUCCUCAUGCAACGCUGGCAAGUCUACUGUCGAAGACUGCAAGUGUGCCCUGAUGCAGUAGACAGUAUCGUGAAGGCAACAUGCAUACUAUCCAUAUCUGCAUUCUGCUGAGGAGGGUCAGAAUCCAGACAAUGGGGAGCCAGCUGAAGAUGAUGGUGGAGAGAGCAUCCUAGGUCCAAUCAGGAACCUGCGAGGAAACAGGGCAUCGGCAGAAGCCCUAAGAGCGCGGGAAACCUUCCGCAACUACUUCAGCUAACCAGCCGGACAAGUGCCUUGGCAAUAUGCCCAUGUACGUGGUUCUGCUUCCAAAAGAAAAUUAUAUGUCCUGAUCAGUUCCUUUAAUUUUUUAUCCCAGUAGAGCAUACAAAUACAAAACAUUUCUCUGAUAAAUAGCCUAUGUAGACUUUUAAAUGUUAACUGCUUUUAGUACAA